AUGUUGGUACGUUUCUCUUCUAUUUCAUUCGAAAUAAUUAAUAAUCGUUUAAAGCGAUUAUUCCGUGAUUAUACUAAUCAUUCGAUUAAAUUCCAGAUUAUUUUCGCCGUUCUACUCGUAUCGGCGCUCAACUCUGCUACAGGGGUUGAAUUUUUCGCUCCAAGUUUCGCGAGACCGAGAAGAGGGGUCGUCGAAACGAGUGACGAUGAUUCUCGAGACGACAAACCUCGAUCAAUGGAGAAAAGUAGUCCAAGAUCCUCGUCGAGCUACAAAAAUGUCAAAAUUGUAAAGGAGCCUCCUCCAAUUGGUGCUACCGAUGUUCCGCCAAUGUACGGUGAUAUAUUUAAACAAUCAUCACCGUAUAUUAUUCCACCGUUCGAGACUCGGAACGUGCCAUUCCUCCCAUAUUCCGAUAAUUUAUUUACCAUAUCCGCCGGCUACAAAAUUGCAAACGACAAUUUUGGCAAACCGGUAAACCAAGCAAAGAUAUACAACCAGAACGUGGCUGCAGGUACGAAGCUACAAAUUCCAGUGUACAAGACUAACUAUCCACCAAAAGGCGGCGAGACGUACGCGCCAGUUUUCCCUCCAAACGGGAAAGCAUCGUUUCCGGUUCUCCAAGAGCAAAAACAGUUUCCCUCGUACUUAUCGAAUUUUCAGAACCAGCUCGUUUUGAAGCCAACAAUGGAAGAGAAUCGGUUCGAUUUCGGAGCGGGAACGGGCAAGGUUCAACAAUUGGGCUCGCAUUUUCUGUCGCCGCUUUCCAGUUUCCAAGGCCAAGUGGUCCCUAUUUCCACGCUGGCCAACAACGCGCCGUUUCCGCGCUACAAAGGCGCGGCGAUCGAGGUUUAUCCGACCGUGGGCGGGUUUUCAACCACGGCUUAUCAACCCCUCCAGCCACAGCAACAAUUCCAAUUUGGCCACGGAAACGUCCAACCUGUUGACAACUCGGGCCGCCCUCCCAGCCCAUCCGAGGAAAUUCGAUCGGACGUGGAGAUAAUCGACAAAAAGAAACCUGCACCUCCGCCUAGCGGCGAUGACGAUGGCGGCGACGAGACCGAUGACGACGAAGGCUACGCUCCUCCCGAGAGACAGCACGAGGCAAGUUCACAGGAUGACAACGACGAUUACGAGCCUAAGAGUUUCAAGGCGCCGUCGGUGGAAGGCGAUUUUAAGCCUUCCACGUCGUUUCCAUUCAAGCAAUACGACGAGAAGUUUGGCAGAUAUUCGAAUCGUGAUAAGGAUGAGAAGUCGGUUCCGAGGAAUCGUAAUUAUUCGAGCGAUGAUGACGAUGAGCCUUCGACCAAGUAUCGGUCGGAGGCCUCCUCCUCGAAAGCUUUCCACGAUCGGCAAGAGGAGGAAGAAGGUGGAUACGAUGACGUGGACAAGUCGUAUGAGAGACGGAAGACCGAGGGAACGUCGGACGAUGAGAAUGCGGCUAAAAAUUUCGACGAGGAAUUCGACGAGGAGGGGUCGCAUAAAGCGAAAUUACCGAAACAAAAAGUGAAAUACGGGUCGUCGAAAGGAGAGAGGAAUAUCUACGAGGUCGAAGAUCCUUCGGGCGAAGGAAGUCAAAGGAAUUUCAGGUAUUACAAAGAUUCACGAGAUGCCGAAGGGUAUAGCUCAGUACCUGAAACGAAUAUAUACGAAGGAGGUUUUGGAUAUAAAAUAAUCGGAAGACGCACGGUAUUUUAAUAAAUCUACGAUUCAUCAAGAUGUACGUUAAUACUUAUUACAAUUAUAA
Molecule: messenger RNA, 1744 nt
Organism: Apis florea (little honeybee)
Lineage: Eukaryota; Metazoa; Arthropoda; Insecta; Hymenoptera; Apidae
Source: RefSeq, a predicted model, not a curated record